GCUGAGCACGGCCCUGGCUGUGUCCGUGUGUGUCCCUCACCGGGAGGGAAUUUGCUGUCCCUGCCAGGCCCCGAGCAGCGCUGUGGCCCUGAAGAGCACAGAGCAGCAGCUCCCCAGGCUCCCACAGAGCCUGAGCGCAGCCGAGCGGGGCCGGCAGCUCCCGCUGCAGAUGGCUGCAGGGUGGAUCUGCUUCCCACGCGGUGUGGCUGCUGUGUGCGAAGGGACACAGCUGUCUCUUGUCGCUGGCCGUGCCAAACGUCCUGGUGUCGCUGCUGAAGGUGCUGGUGCGGGGAGAGGCGGGGGUGAUUUGGGCCGGGGCGGAGCUGGCGGCGUUGGGAGGAGGCGGCACGGCCGCAGCAGAGCCGGGGCUGAGGGGCACAGCGAGGCUCGGCCGGCGGAGCGGCGGCAUGCGGCGGUGUCGGGGCGCGGGGCUGGCGGCGCUGGCCGCGGUGCUGCUGCUCGUGGCUGUGGCCAGAGCGCAGGUACAGCAGGAGCCGUUAUUGGAGACCACCGAAGGCACCAGCAUCAACAUCACCUGCUCACAUCCCAAAAUCCAGACCAGCGAUUACAUCCAGUGGUACCGUCAGCUCCCGGGCCGGGGACCCGAACUCCUCGCACUCACUAUGAAAGACUCCAAAAAGCUGCCGGGCAUUGCAGGAGAGCUGUGGGUGUCGGCAGACCGGCGCUGGAGCGCGCUGCGGCUCGGUGGGCCCCGGCGCGGGGACGCGGCCGUGUAUUACUGCGCGCUGGGCCCACGGGCAGAGGAGCCGGGGCUGCGGCCGGGCACGAACCGCCGCGGGCGGGGCCGGGCGGGGCCAGCAGGGGGCGCUGCCGCUCCGCCCGCCGGGGCCGCCUCGCCCCGCUCGGCCCGGGACCCCGGGGCGCUGCCGACACCGACACCGGCAAUGGGAACGGCAAUGGGACCGGCACCGGCAAUGGGACCGGCAAUGGGACCGGCAAUGGGACCGGCACCGGCAAUGGGACCGGCAAUGGGACCGGCAAUGGGACCGGCACCGGCACCGGCAAUGGGACCGGCAAUGGGACCGGCACCGGCAAUGGGACCGGCAAUGGGACCGGCACCGGCAAUGGGACCGGCACCGGCACCGGCAAUGGCACCAGCAAUGGGACCGGCAAUGGGACCGGCACCGGGCAAUGGGACCGGCAAUGGGACCGGCACCGGCACCAGCAAUGGGACCGUCAAUGGGACCGGCACCGGCAAUGGGAAUGGCAAUGGGACCGGCGCCAGCAAUGGCACUGGCAAUGGGACCGGCAAUGGGACCAGCAAUGGGACCAGCAAUGGGACCGGCACCAGCAAUGGCACCAGCAAUGGGACCGGCACCGGCAAUGGGACCGUCAAUGGGACCGGCAAUGGGACAGGGACCGGCACCAGUAGUGGGACCGGCACCGGCACCGGCAAUGGGACCGGCACCGGCACUGACACCGGCUCCCGUACCAACUCCGGCAUCCACACCGACACCGGCACCAACAACGGCAGCUCCGUCGUGGAGUCACCGACCUCCUGUCACGAUCCGCUUAUAGCGGGGUGUCGUGAUGUCUCCCAGAUCAGGAGGCCAGUUCUCCUGAUGAUCAUCAAUCCUACUCCUGAAGACUGA
Molecule: messenger RNA, 1613 nt
Organism: Taeniopygia guttata (zebra finch)
Lineage: Eukaryota; Metazoa; Chordata; Aves; Passeriformes; Estrildidae
Source: RefSeq, a predicted model, not a curated record